Molecule: messenger RNA, 936 nt
Organism: Agelaius phoeniceus (red-winged blackbird)
Lineage: Eukaryota; Metazoa; Chordata; Aves; Passeriformes; Icteridae
Gene: TMEM203
Product: transmembrane protein 203
Biological process (GO): intracellular calcium ion homeostasis
Cellular component (GO): endoplasmic reticulum
Source: RefSeq, a predicted model, not a curated record
UGCCGGUGCCGGUGCCGGUGCCGGUUCAGGUUCAGGUUCAGGGGUUGCGGCGGGGGCCGGUGUCGGUGUCGGGGCCGGGCUGGACCUGGUCCCUGGCUGGGCCAGGGCUGGUGCGGGGGCCGGGGCCGCGGCCGGGGCCGGGCCGGUGCUGGGUUAAGGGCCGGUGUCGGCUCCGGCUUGAGGACUUGUGCCGGUGCCGAGGCCGGGCCGGGCCGGUGCCGGGUCAGGGGCCGGUGUCGGUGUCGUUGCCGGUUUGGGGACCGGUGCCGGUGCCGUUACCGCAGCGCGGACGAUGCUGUUCUCCCUGCGCGAGCUCGUGCAGUGGCUCGGCUUCGCCACCUUCGAGAUCUUCCUGCACGGGCUGGCCCUGCUCGCUUUCUCCGUGCUGCUCGUGCUCAAGGUGGACGGCGCGGCCGCCGCGCUCUCCUGGUGGAUCGUGUUCGUGCCGUUCUUCGCCGCCGACGGGCUCAGCACCUACUUCACCACCAUCGUGUCCGUGCGGCUGUUCCAGGACGGCGAGAAGCGCCUGGCGGUGCUGCGGCUCUUCUGGAUCCUCACUAUCCUCAGCCUCAAGUUCGUGUUCGAGAUGCUGCUGUGCCAGAAGCUGGUGGAGCACACGCGGGAGCUCUGGUACGGGCUCAUCAUGUCGCCCGUGUUCAUCCUGCUGCAGCUGCUCAUGAUCCGGGCCUGCCGCGUGAACUGAGCCCCGGCCCGGGGGGGCUGCCCGGGGCCGCUCCCGGCGCUGCCCCGGUGAGGAGGGGCCGGUGACAGCCAGGACAGGGCCGUGCCCCGCUCGCGGCCGUGCUGCAGAGCAUCACGUUCCUCCACAAGCUGCUCAUCCCUGUUCGUGCCCCCUCAGCCCCUGCCUUGUCCUGUCCUGUGAGCGCGGCUGGGCAUGACAGUUAUUUUAUUUUAGAAUAAAAAUGCGUUGAAGGA